AUCCGAAAGUGAAUAAUCGUUCGAACAAAGCGAAAGCAAACAAUUUUACUGCCAAAAGUUUUCAGUUUAUCAGGAGCCAUGGAAGAAAACAUGAAUACAGAAAGCCGACAAGAUGUAGAUGUUUCUGAUGCUAAGCCUAUCUCAGAGACUGACGCUUUUGGAUUUGGAAAAUCCGCUUCACACAGUACUAAACCAGUAGCCACUACAAUACAGACAGCCUCAGAGUUUUUCUCAUCAAAGUACAAGAUGGACUAUGAUAACAGAGGCAAAGCCAUUAUCAUCAAUAACAAGAAGUUCAACCCGAACACUGGCCUGAAUGACCGAAAUGGAACUGACGUUGACGCCUCUGCUCUCUGCUGUAGGCUUUCCGAGCUCGACUUUGAAGUAGAUCUGUUUCACAAUCUCAAAGCAGAUGAAAUUUUAUCUCAGUUAAAAAAAGCUGCUGCUGAUGACCAUAGGAACAAUGACUGUUUCGCUUGUGCUAUUCUGUCCCACGGGGAGGAUGGUUUGAUUUGGGGAAUAGACAGACUGAUUCCAAUCAAUGACCUCCUGGAGCCAUUCAAGGGGAAUAAAUGUCUCUCUCUGGCAGGCAAACCCAAAAUCUUUUUCAUUCAGGCUUGCCGUGGCACUAAGUUUGAUGAAGGUGUGGACAUGAACGUUGCUGAUGCUAAAGGAUUCAUGGAUAUUGAGCCACAGUUCUCUCUCCAGAAAAUCCCAUCAGAGGCAGACUUUCUCUUGGCUUACUCAGUCGUCCCAGGUUACUAUUCAUGGAGAAACUCGUCCAAUGGUUCCUGGUUUGUACAGGCUCUGUCUGAGGUUCUCAUGAAAUACGGCCAGACCUUAGACCUUCUGACCAUGAUGACCCGGGUCAAUCAAAUCGUCGCAAACAAAUUCCAGUCCAACACGUCCCACCCUGACAUGAAUGAGAAGAAACAGAUUCCGUGCAUCACCUCCAUGCUCACAAAAGAGGUUUACUUUAAUAGUAAAUGAGGAGGGGCACCUGCUGUUAAGUUGAUGUGAUACACUUUACUGCCAGGAAAAAAGAGAGUUAACAAACAAAAUGAUCUAUUAAUGAUUUUUUUUUUCUCCACUGUCAUACAUUGGCAACUCUAACUUUGUGUCAGUUGUUACAGAUAUAAAAGUUGCCAUCAUAAGUGAAUGCCUGAAUGGGUAUUUUAUUUUUUGGGAGAAUGUAGAUUCAGUGUAAAAGUGUUGAUAUAAGAUAGCAUUCUUUGAUUGUGUUUACCUGUUAUAAUCAAAAUGAGAAAUGUUGUAAUAAAUAAUUUUUUUUAGACUUUUAGAAAGUCAUUCAUUUGUAUAAGAAUAGUAACUUCACCAUUUAAUGGAAUUUUGAACAAUAUUUUAUUACAUCCAAGAAAUUACUAGAAGAAAAAUAAUAAAUGAAGAUGAAAAUCACAAUUGCUUUCAUGUGGAAUAGAAUUUUCAGCAUAGAAAGAUAUACUGUAUGGGUUUCUUUUUUAUUUUUCUAUUAUUUUACAGUUAUAUAAUAUCAUUGAGACAAUGACUACAUUCAAUAGAAAAAUAUGUGUGUGAACUUUUCAUUAUAUAAAUCAAAAUUCCUGUUUGAUUAUAUACAUGUAUGUCAUCUGUAAAUACCAGUGUACAUUAUCUUUUUGGACUUUGUGGUGCCUGUGAAACCCACAACAUUUAUCUUGCCUUCAUACAAUUAAAAUCUUAUACACCUAUAAA
Saccostrea echinata is the source of this 1710-nucleotide messenger RNA. Its product is annotated as caspase-7-like. The record is from RefSeq and is a predicted model, not a curated record. Bases 79 to 990 code for a protein of 303 amino acids. Gene Ontology annotation, biological process: apoptotic process; proteolysis. The transcript has 6 exons. Lineage: Eukaryota; Metazoa; Mollusca; Bivalvia; Ostreida; Ostreidae. Gene Ontology annotation, cellular component: cytoplasm.